UCAUUUAGUGAUUAAAUGGCAGAUAAGAAAGAACAUACUGACAAGGUAAUCCACGCGAGAAAUAAAAGCCGGAUCGUUGCUAUCUAGUCUUUCCAAAUAGUACCAAUCAACCAGGCUACAGACAAAUUAAAAUCAACCCGUCGGAAAACAGAUGCAAACUCGGAUGAGAUGGAAAGAAAAAAAUCAAGCGAAUUCACCGAGCAAGACUUGAGUUAAGUACCAACUAUUGACUUAUUGGAUUAUUUCGCCAAAAUUAGCGAACUAUAGUACAAUAUAGUCAAAAUAGAAUAAUCAUUGGCUGGGGAUUAUUUAGCUCUGUAUUUCACUCUGAACCAGCUGUUGCACUGACAGGUUGGGGGAAGAAUAUCUGGAACAAACAAAAUCUCAGACGUCAACAGUGGAAACAUUGAAAUACUGGUAUCCGACCUUAAAAGAGAAUAUCUUACUCUGAAUACUAUUCCCAACCGCAAGGGUAUCGUAGUCGUUCUGUUCCGUCGCCUGGUUUGAUAUACUUUAAUAUAUUUUAGUUUUGUGCUAUGAAGAAACAUAGUUAUAGCUGUUCUGUAGGAUUUCCGGUUGUUAAAUCUGGCCUUCGUCUACAUGUGUGAAAGGGCCUCAGGCGAUUCAACGACCCCAACUUGGUUUGCAUUCGCCAUCAAGUGUUCAGUGUUUGCUUUUCACCCUGGAUCUCUUUAAAGGCGUUUCUAUUCUCAUCAUACAUCAGCAUUACUCAUGUACAAUAUGAACGAACAAACUUAACAAUUUUUAAGAGGAUUUCUGUGAAACUAUAAAAACUAUGGGAGAACUGACGAACUCGGAAAUCUUCGGUUUUUCGUUGAGUUUAUUUUUCAUGAAUGUGGCAGCUCUAGUCAUGAACUUUUUGGUCUGUCUUGUUGUGUACAGGAGUAAAGAACUCAGGAAACAUAUUUCCAGCGUUUUUAUUGUUAAUUUGGCAAUUUGUGACUUCAUGAUGGCUAUCUUUGCUAUGCCAUACUCCUUUGGUUCAGUUAUCCUCAAUAGAUGGCCAUUCGGUAACUUUUGGUGUCAGACGACAGGGUUUUGGAAUAUGCUGUUGAGCUUAGCUGCAGUGUUGACCUUAGCGACCAUCUCGAUAGAUCGCUAUAUUGCCGUCAUCAAACCGCUACAAUACCGAGCCAAAAUGACAAUACAAUGGGCUUUGGUGAUGAUAAGUUUUGUAUGGUUCCAAUCGACGGUGUUUUCCAUCAUUCCCAUCGGACUUGGUUGGUACAGAUUUAACCGCAAUUACUAUUUGUGUACGUUUCCUUCUGAUUUAGGAGAUGUUAACUACAUCGUAUUCACCGUCACCACCUAUUCAGCAAAUGUUGGCUUAUCUUUGGUCAUCAUGUUGGGAACUUACUACAAGAUAUUUGGUGUAGCUAAGCUCCAUUCACGUCGUAUUGGACAUGCAGUUAUAAAUGCCGUACAUUUUGCACCAGGAGUGCGAGGAGCAAUGUCCACGGAAUCGAGCCGACAAAGAGAGUUUAAAGCAGCUCGAAAGAUUCUCUUUGUCAUUGGUGCAUUUAUCUUGUGUGUUGCGCCAUACACAGCCAUACGGCUUCUUGAACUUGCCAAAGGAGAACAACCCUUAAGUCAUCGAGUUACAAUCUCCUUGCGUUGGAUUGCUUUCCUCAAAAGCUCCAUUGAUCCGUUUAUUUACGGAUUGUUGCAAAGACGUUUCAGGCGCGCACUUCUUGAACUUUUCCUCGGGACUCAACGGGCAAGAAUGGCCCGUAAUUCUUAUCCUUGUGGAGGACCGAUUCGUGUGCGCGCGAAAAGGAACUCGUCUCAAAGCGAAACGGGUACGGUGAUGACCGCCAUGAAUAAACAGAACUCGGUGGAAAUAGCAUAAAACCGCUUCGAUAUUUUAAAAGCAAGAUCAGUACAAAACAGAGUAGGUGAGCUCGCUCUAAUUCUAGUUAAAUGUGUAUAUCAUUAAAAAGAUUUAAAUAGAAAAGGCUGCAGAAUGAAA
This is a messenger RNA of Actinia tenebrosa (Australian red waratah sea anemone), 1990 nucleotides long. Its product is annotated as G protein-coupled receptor 26. NCBI's taxonomy places the organism in Eukaryota, Metazoa, Cnidaria, Anthozoa, Actiniaria, Actiniidae. The record is from RefSeq and is a predicted model, not a curated record. Gene Ontology annotation, cellular component: membrane. Gene Ontology annotation, biological process: adenylate cyclase-activating G protein-coupled receptor signaling pathway. Gene Ontology annotation, molecular function: G protein-coupled receptor activity.